GACAUUCGCUCCGCAUCAGUAGGAGGCGCUGCUACGGCGAUAAUAAACGCUGACGCCGUCACUACAACGUGAAGAACACAAUUCGCGCUAUUUUUGUAACGCCUAAAAGCACAGAGUUGAGCUUUACCUUAUUUAUCUACUGAAAAUGGAUGAGGACGAAGCACAAAAACAGAGGCUUAAAGCAGCUGUGCACUACACUGUCGGCCGUCUCUGUCAACACAUCGCCGCAGACUGCGAGAAACAAAUCACUAAACAGACAAUAGCAGCUAUUGCAGAGACUGCGUUCAGACAGUGCGAUAUAUUUGCCAAGGACUUGGAAGCGUUUGCGAGGCAUGCUAAAAGACACACAGUUACAGUAGAUGAUGUAAAGCUGACAGCGAGGAGAACCACUGCACUGUACAACUACAUUCAGCAGAAAAGCGAAGAACUGGCUUUGAACAACCAAGAACUGAAGGAGAAGAGGAAGAGGAAUGCUGCCAAGAGGAAGAGUAAAGACAUGGAAGCUGAGGAGGAGAAUGAGCUUGAAGACUGGACAAAAUAAAUGAACAAAUCCUCAUUAUUCACAUUUGAGUUGUACAAAGAAGUUGUUUUUUUGCAUGUAGUAAUAAAACAGCUGUGCAAAUAUUUGUACAUAUAUCACAUUCAAUUCUAAAACACCAAUCUUUUUUUUACUCAAUCAUGAGUUCGUGUUUUAUUGUAAUAAAGAAUCCUGUAAACAUCUCUUUGUUGGCAGUAUGAAGCUCUAUGAAACAAUAGAUUGUAUAAAAUAUUUUAAAUCACAAAUUUAAAAAAAAUGGUCUUGGGGAAAAAAAA
Sinocyclocheilus rhinocerous is the source of this 813-nucleotide messenger RNA. It is a transcript of the gene cenps, whose product is annotated as centromere protein S. Bases 146 to 541 code for a protein of 131 amino acids. The record is from RefSeq and is a predicted model, not a curated record. Gene Ontology annotation, molecular function: protein heterodimerization activity; chromatin binding. Gene Ontology annotation, biological process: replication fork processing; resolution of meiotic recombination intermediates. The transcript has 5 exons. Gene Ontology annotation, cellular component: FANCM-MHF complex. Lineage: Eukaryota; Metazoa; Chordata; Actinopteri; Cypriniformes; Cyprinidae.